Messenger RNA from Tachysurus fulvidraco (yellow catfish), 3287 nucleotides. Its product is annotated as kelch-like protein 34. Gene Ontology annotation, molecular function: protein binding. The record is from RefSeq and is a predicted model, not a curated record. The transcript has a single exon. NCBI's taxonomy places the organism in Eukaryota, Metazoa, Chordata, Actinopteri, Siluriformes, Bagridae. Bases 413 to 2176 code for a protein of 587 amino acids.
UACCCUCAUGUAUGAUACCCUCAUCUGCGAUACUCCCAGAAGGACUGCAAGAAAAAGACAUUGCUAUGAGAGAGAAAGUUGGAGUCUUCUAUUCUUUUCCCAUGUGACCCAAAAUGUCUACCCCUCCUUCUGUCUGAACAACAUUCCUGUCCCAGGGAAACAGGGGGGAGGAUGAUGGGAUGGUUGUCCGUCUCUGCCAGACUUGUCGUCCACUGGCUGAAAAAGAGAUCUGUCCUAGUGGCAUGUUUAUCUGCAGCAGCAAUGGGCUGCACCAUCGGCGUAGCUGCCCUCAUGAAGACACUCUCUUCAUUCAAGGGGACUUACAAACUUUUCUCUUUCUUUUCCUUAUUUUCUUUCCUGCCUUCACUUAUCUUUAACUUUCUCUGAAUCUUUUUAAUCUUCUCCAUUAUAAAUGAGUUAUUUUCUUAUGCACAGCAAGUCUCACAGCGAUGGUCUGUUUGAUCGGUACCAGAGCUUGCGGCAAGAAGGUCGAAUGUGCGACAUCAUCCUGGAGGCCGAAGGCAAACGGUUCCCAGCUCAUCGCACCUUGUUAGCUUGCUCCAGUGACUACUUUUGGUCACUAUUCCAGGAUCACACUUCGGAGUCGAGGGCUCGGACUGUCAGUCUACCAGCUGUGUCCUCAACUGGCCUGGAACUGGUCCUGGACUUCAUCUAUACUUCAUGGAUCUCGCUAUCUCCUGCCACUUUGGAGGACACGCUGGAAGCUUGCUGCUACCUGCAGGCUACCCAUGCUUUGCAUCUCUGCACUGAGUACAUCUCAAACAGUCUCACUCUGGAUAACUGCUGCUUUUUUGCCAAUGUGGCUGCUCGUUACAGCCUCUCGGGUGCACUUGCUGUCACCAAUCGUUUUAUCGCAAAACACAUGGCAGGACUCCUGGGUGCCGAUGGUGACAGAUCUGGGCUUCUGGAGCUAAACCCUGAUACUUUCCGAGAGGUGUUGGGGUCGGAUGAGAUACCGGGGGUAAAGGAAACAGCACUGCUACAGCUAGCUCUGGACUGGUUGUCCUGCAACCCUUUACCUGCCUUGGGAAGUAACUCUUUACUCAGUCGUGUUCGUUUUGGUCUGGUGCCUCCAGAAGAUCUGACCCGUCUGAGUUCCCUCAACCCACCCCUGCGCACUCCUUUCAUUCACAGCUUGGUACAGAAAGCCCUGCAUUACCACUUGCAUGUACCUCUCCAGCCAUUAAUUCAAACUGUCCAUACGAGCUUGAGAGCCACAACCAUGACGGUACUCCUGGUAGGAGGAGGUGCCGAAGCAGACCGUCCACAGACCCAGAUUGAGAGCUAUGAUCAAGAAAGCAGGAAGUUCCACGUGCUGCCCAUUGAAAUGGUAAAGACCCUCCAGUACAAUGGGGUUUGUGUGGUGGGAAACUUCCUCUUUGUGCUUGGAGGAGAGGUUGUAGAGGUGGAUGGGGAGAGUGAGAAGACAGCAGUGAUGACAGUGUCUGACCAGGUGUGGCGCUAUGACCCUCGGUUUGAACGCUGGGAGGAGAUGGAGCCACUGUUACAAAAAAGGGCACAGUUUUCCUGCUGUGUGGUGGACGGUGUAAUCUAUGCCAUAGGAGGACGAGGCCAGAGAGGAGAACCCACCCUGUCCUCAGUGGAGAGAUACAACAUGAGUGCAGGGUGCUGGCGUAGUGGCGUGUCCUUGCCCCAUGCUGUCUAUGGACAAGCUUGUGCCACAAUCGGCAGGGGUAUCUACAUCUCUGGUGGCAUCCAUGGCAGCCAGCCUGAGAGUAGCAGAGAUUUGUUGUUUCUUAACACUUUUGAUGAUAAUGUCUGGGAGAGACGCUCUGCUAUGUCUAUUGCCAGAUUUGGCCAUCAGAUGGCAGCCAUUAACGAGAGACUCUACGCCUUCUUAGGGAUGUAUGAACCAUUUUGUGACAUCGAGUGCUACGAUCCUGAACAAAAUCAGUGGACACGACUGAAACCUCUUCUGCAAGAUCGCUUCUGCUAUGGUUUGACAGUCACACCAAGCGGAUUUGUGUUGAUGUUCGGAGGUAGAAAGUGGCGAGAAGGACAGGAAGUGUGCGUUUGUGAUGUGCUGGAGUACGACCCUGAGUACGACAGCUGGAGGAAAGUGUGUAAGCUGCCACAUCCAUUAUGUGGGACUCAGUGUGUUCAGAUGAGUCUCCAAGAACUGAUAGAAACAUAGGAAUCUCCCAUAACCCCCAACUUCCAUAUACACACAGAGAAAAGCUGAAGAAUGAUCAGUCGGUCCGAACUUGGUAGACUCGUGGAGGGUAAAAGAUCUACGCAGACAGAAUGGAUUCUGACCUUCAGGAUGGUGAAUCAGAAGAAUCUUGGCACCGGAGGCAGUGUGCUGUAAAGCAUGAGCGCAGUGGGAGGUCGUACUGACAGAGCGAAAACGACAAGUGUCCUGGGAGUUCUGGAGACGUCAGAUUUUCAGACAAUGAAAGAAUCAGACACCGAUCAAACUGUAAAAUAAGGACUUUCUGAAGCAGGAGACCAGCUUUAAACACAGACUGGAAAUUUGGCAAUAUAGACAGAAAAGAUUCGUGCCAGAGAAAGGUGGCUUACGUACUGUAGAGAAAAGGAUGGAACAGAACAGACACAUAAAAAUAAGGUCGAGGCAUAAAAUGGUAUUGAGAACAAGGUAUUUAAAAGCACUUUAAGAUAAUUAAAGGUCUCUGAGUGUGUGUGUGUGUGGGAUAAACAAUAAAAGGGGGAGAUAGAUUUAGAUCUUUCAACUAAAAAAACAUGUCAGAACUCGACAUAGAACGCUUUCCGCUAUUCCCGAUGACCGAAGUAAGUAAAAUUCACGAGGUGUUUAAGUGUUUAUUAAUAUGAUAUGAUAAAUAUCUUGCAUGUGACACAUUUUUAAAAUCAUACAACAAAAAUAUCUUCCAUUCAGAAUGUAACGAAAGCCAUUGAGAGAAAUGUACACAAGAAAAGUGCCCGAAUAAACGGGUGGAGCUUUAACACGGUCCCUGGAGCUUUCACGUCAUUGAGUGCAAAUCAUUUCUGCUUUGUCAUAAUGAGCUUAAAAUAAAUGAAAUAAUUAAUUAAGUGGUUUUAAAAGCAAAAAGGCAUGGAAUGGAGAGAAAGAGCAUGAGGCUGUGGUAAUUAACCCAAAGCAGAAACACUGGGGAUGUCUGUAUGCUAGGAUACAGCAGAUUAGCUGAAGGUGGCCUGAGAGGAAGGGAGGAAGGGUGUGUAUAAAGAAAGCCUAAAAAUGUUCACAACGGUUUAGAGAGAGGCAGAAAGGCAAAAAAGGGUCGAAUAAACUCACAGUUAGACCUGGA